This is a messenger RNA of Cercopithifilaria johnstoni, 1260 nucleotides long. Lineage: Eukaryota; Metazoa; Nematoda; Chromadorea; Rhabditida; Onchocercidae. The record is from the annotation of a GenBank genome assembly.
AUGAGUGUUAUGUUUGCAAACUCGCGAUCCAAUCAAUCGAAUAAUGGUUAUUUGGUUGAAUUCAAGGCUGGCCGGUCGAAUUUGCAAGCAGGCUCGACAGUUGAUAGACGAAAGGUUGUGGCUGAUAAAACGAAAGGAUUAGUUUUCAUCAAGCAAUCCAGUGAUCAGCUGGUGCACUUUUGCUGGAAAAAUCGUGAAACUGGAGCGGUUGUAGAUGAUUUGAUCAUUUUUCCUGGCGACACGGAAUUUUUGCGAGUAAAAGAAUGUACGGACGGUCGCGUCUAUAUGUUGAAAUUCAAAAGUACGGAUGAGAAACGUCUAUUCUGGAUGCAAGACGGUAAAACUGACAAGGACGAUGAAAACUGCAAGAAAGUAAAUGAAACACUAAAUAAUCCCCCAGCCCCACGAGCGGCAGCACGCGGAGGAGCCGAUCGUACGGGUGCUUCAUCGUUCGGCACUUUAGCAGCUUUAGGCAAUGCAGGUGCGGAUGGUGAACUUGGAGCACUGGGAAAUUUAGAUCAAAGUCAAUUGAUGCAAUUACUUUCACUGAUGAAUCAUACAAACGGCGCGUCAGCUAGUGAAGCAACCAACCUUUUACCACAACUUCCACUUGUUACUGAUGCGUCCCAUCCAGUAAUAUCAGAAGAAAGCGGAGCAACAUCCACACAGGGAGCAACACCAUCCAAUACACCUGCUAAUGGGACUGUUGCCGAUAGCACGUCAAAUAAUGCAGUACAGUUAUCGCAAUUGAAAGAAAUUAUUGCAAGUAUAACACCACCCGAUGGAUCCGGAAGAAAACAUUUUAUAUCCGUUUUAGUUUCAAUUGAUUUUACUGAUGUAAUUUGCUGUGCUGACAAAAUCAACGAUGUUCUGGUGAAAUAUGCUGAACGAUUGACUCCUCAUUUACCCAAUCAAGAGCCCAUCUACAAUAAUCAAGAAGAACUGGAACAAACACUUCGUACACCCCAAUUUCGGCAAACAGCUGAUAUUUUCGGCCAUGCCUUGCAGAGUGGACAGCUGGCACCAGUAUUGCGACAGUUCGGUAUUGAUGGAAAUAUAGCCACAGCUGCUGGAAGUGGAGACAUGAUUGCGUGGGCAACGCAGUUUACGGCAAGUGAGAGUGGCAAGGAAAAAGCUGCAGCGAAAAUCGAAACUUUGUCCCAUCCAGACAUGGAAUCGGAUGUUGAAGAUGAAGAAACUAAUGAAAAGGCUGUUCGUGAAACAGAGCACAGAUCCGACGACCACAUGGACCUCGAUUAA